This is a messenger RNA of Penicillium verrucosum, 297 nucleotides long. RefSeq lists its product as uncharacterized. The transcript has a single exon. The record is from RefSeq and is a predicted model, not a curated record. The coding region runs from base 1 to 297 and encodes 98 amino acids. Lineage: Eukaryota; Fungi; Ascomycota; Eurotiomycetes; Eurotiales; Aspergillaceae.
AUGGUGGAUCGUAACACGGUAGGUGAUGAAGAAUGGGAGGAGUUUGGAGUAAGGGCAGAAAGGCCUGAACCGAUAAGCGAUGAUGAACGGAGUUCGACCGAGGCUGGUUAUGAUGGACACCCCAAAAACGACAAGAACAGCCAGGCAGCCACAGGGGUCCUUGAAAGUCCAUCUGCGGAUGACUUGGGACGGGAUAUGACGGACGAGAGCGAGGAGGACUCAUUCCUACCAUCACCUGUCACGCAGAUCCUCAAUAGGAUUUGGAGACGGUUUUCGGGUAGAAUGACAAUGCUCUAG